CCCCCAUAUCAUCUUCCUGUUGCAGAGUAUAUUACCUGGAGGGCGACACCUCUGUGGAGCACGUCUGUGCCAUGAAAUUGCUCGUGCUUGGUUUGGACUGGCCAUUGGUGCUCAUGACUGGAUUGAAGAGAGGAUAAGUGAAAGGCCCAACAAAGAAAACAAAGGAGAAGCGAGGGAGUCUGGAGCAUCUGUUGCCAAACAUGGUCUUAAAGCAGAAAAAAUCUUCAUGCGGGUUCACUAUUUGAAGGGUUACUUUCUUUUGCAGUCUCUGGCAAGGACAAUAGGAGAUGCUUCAUACCUUGCAUCAUUACAAAAAUUUGUCCGUAACUUCCACAGGCAGCUUGUCCUUUCUCAGGAUUUUCUUUACAUGCUGUUUGAAGACAUCCCUGAACAAAAAGAGUCUGGGUUAACCAUUGAAAGUAUCUUCCAGAACUGUCUUGACACUUUUGGAUACCAAAGAGGAAGAUGCUGCAAUUUACAUUCUGGACUGUGCUGCUGAAGGCUCCCAGUACAUGGCAAUACUUCUCAAACAGAAGGACCUAAAUAUAAAAAUGACGAUCUACUUUUGCACUUGCUCCAGAGAGGCACCCAUAUGGGAGUAAGAGCACCUGGUAAAAUCAGGAGAUACCAAAA
Molecule: messenger RNA, 633 nt
Organism: Struthio camelus australis
Lineage: Eukaryota; Metazoa; Chordata; Aves; Struthioniformes; Struthionidae
Source: RefSeq, a predicted model, not a curated record